Arachis stenosperma is the source of this 4544-nucleotide messenger RNA. RefSeq names its product pleiotropic drug resistance protein 1-like. The record is from RefSeq and is a predicted model, not a curated record. Lineage: Eukaryota; Viridiplantae; Streptophyta; Magnoliopsida; Fabales; Fabaceae. Gene Ontology annotation, cellular component: membrane. Bases 111 to 4544 code for a protein of 1477 amino acids. The transcript has 22 exons. Gene Ontology annotation, molecular function: ABC-type transporter activity; ATP binding; ATP hydrolysis activity.
UCUUUGGUUUAGAUCAAAGUUUGAAAUAAUAGUAGCAUGGAUAAACUAGACCAUUAUUAAAAGAUAAGUAGAUUAAUUAAGUGAGUCUGAGCAAUUUUAUUUCUUAGAGAAUGGAAAGUGGUGAUCUGUAUAAAGCUGCAAGCAGCUUAAGAGCAAGCAGUUCUUCAAUUUGGAGAAACAGUGCAAAGGACACUAUUUUCUCUAAGUCUUCACAUGAAGUAGUGGAUGAUGAUGAAGCUCUCAAAUGGGCUGCACUUGAGAAACUCCCUACUUACAAUCGUUUAAAGAGAGGCUUGUUAACUGCAUCCAAUGGUGAGGUGAGUGAGAUUGAUGUCACUCAUAUUGGAACACUUGAAAGAAAGAAAGUGUUGCAAAGGUUGGUAGGUGCUGCUGAAGAGGAUAAUGAGAAGUUUCUGUUGAAGUUGAGGGAAAGAAUUGAUAGAGUUGGAAUCCAUAUUCCAACAAUUGAAGCCAGGUUUGAGCAUCUAAAUGUUGAGGCAGAAGCUCAUGUUGGCAGCAGAGCCUUACCCACGUUUUUUAACUUCAUUGUUAAUAUAGUUGAGAGUUAUUUGAAUUAUCUUCAUAUCCUUUCAAGCAAAAAGAAGCAAGUCACCAUCCUUAAAGAUGUUAGUGGAAUUGUAAGACCUUGUAGGAUGACAUUGCUUUUAGGCCCUCCAAGUUCUGGAAAAACCACACUCCUUUUGGCUCUGGCAGGAAAGCUUGGUCAAGAUCUUAAGGUUAGUGGCAGAGUUACCUAUAAUGGUCAUGAGAUGAAUGAGUUUGUACCUCAAAGAACUGCAGCAUACAUUAGCCAGAAUGAUGUUCAUAUUGGAGAAAUGACUGUGAGGGAAACCUUGGCUUUCUCAGCAAGGUGUCAAGGGGUUGGUUCAAGAUUCGACUUGCUUUCUGAACUAUCAAGAAGAGAGAUAGCAGCAAAAAUUAAACCCGACCGAGAUAUCGAUAUAUACAUGAAGGCAACAGCAUCUGAAGGCCAGGAAGCAAACCAGAUGAUAACAGAAUAUAUACUAAAGAUCUUAGAUUUAGAAAUAUGUGCUGAUACUCUAGUAGGGGAUGAAAUGUUGCGUGGUAUAUCCGGAGGACAAAGAAAGCGUGUUACAACAGGUAGUGUUCAAACUCUUAGUCCAUCAAUUUUGUGUGUAAUUCUGUUUCAACUUUUAUGUGCAUUAUUUGCAGGGGAGAUGUUGGUUGGGCCGGCGAAAGCGUUGUUCAUGGAUGGCAUAUCUACUGGGCUAGACAGCUCCACAACUGUUCAAAUUAUGAAAUGCCUUAGACAAAUUGUUCAUAUUCUAAAGGGAACUGCAGUUAUAGCCUUACUGCAACCAGAGCCAGAGACAUAUGAGCUUUUUGAUGACAUUAUCCUCCUCUCAGAUGGUCAAAUUGUCUACCAUGGACCCCGAGAGCUUGUCCUCGAAUUUUUCGAGUCCAUGGGAUUCAAAUGCCCUGAGAGGAAAGGCAUAGCAGACUUCCUUCAAGAAGUAACUUCUAGAAAGGAUCAGGAACAGUAUUGGAUGCACAAGGAGAAGACAUAUAGUUUUGUAACAGCUAAUGAAUUUGCUGAGGCAUUUAAAAGCUUCCAUGUAGGAAGGAAAAUUGAAGAUGAGUUAGCAGUUCCAUUUGAUAAGACAAAGAAUCACCCUGCUGCAUUAACAACUGACAAGUAUGGAGUUAGCAAAAAGGAGCUUCUGAAAGCUAACUUCUCAAGAGAGUAUCUUCUUAUGAAGAGGAACUCAUUUGUUUACAUCUUCAAGAUAUCUCUGCUUGCAGCAAUGGCUGUGAUUACAAUGACAGUAUUCCUUAGAACUGAGAUGCAUCACGAUUCAGUGGAUCAUGGUGGAGUUUACACCGGAGCACUUUUCUUCACUGUAGUAAUGAUCUUGUUUAAUGGGAUGGCUGAUAUCUCCAUGACUAUUGGGAAGCUUCCAAUUUUUUACAAGCAACGUGAUCAUCUAUUUUACCCUGCAUGGGCCUAUGCUAUUCCCAGUUGGAUCCUUAAAAUCCCUGUCACAUUGGUUGAAGUUGUUGUUUGGGUAUCACUCACCUACUAUGUUAUUGGAUUUGACCCAAAUAUAUGCAGAUUCUUGAAGCAGUAUCUUCUGUUGUUCCUACUUGGCCAAAUGGCUUCUGCUCUAUUUCGUUCCAUUGCAGCAAUUGGUAGGAACAUGAUUGUUGCCAACACAUUUGGUUCAUUUGCAAUAGUCACUCUUCUGACUUUGGGUGGAUUCAUCUUGUCAAGAGAGGAUAUCAAGAAAUGGUGGAUAUGGGGUUACUGGAUCUCACCUAUAAUGUAUGAGCAGAAUGCUAUAAUGGUGAAUGAGUUCCUUAGCAAGAGUUGGAACCAUGCUCUUCCAAACUCAACUGAUCCACUUGGAGUUGAGAUUCUGAAAUCACGUGGAUUCUUCAAGCAUGCAUACUGGUAUUGGAUUGGGGUUGUGGCAUUGUUUGGAUUCAUUAUUCUGUUGAACAUCACCUUCACUCUCGCUCUCACUUAUCUCAACCCCUUGAAGAAGCCGCAAGCUAUCAUCUCAGAAGAAUCUCUUGGAAACAAGUAUGAUCAAGAAGGCCUUGAAUUGCCACUCAGAGGAAGCACUGCACCUAGUAGCAAGAUCAAGAUAGGUGACAACAGAACAGAAACUAUAUCUUCAACUUCAAGGUCUGCAUCAAUUAGGCCAGAGGCUGCAGUUGACAAGAGAAAAAGAGGAAUGGUUCUUCCAUUUGAACCACAUUCUCUCAUCUUUGAUGAAAUCACAUAUUCAGUGGACAUGCCACAGGAAAUGAAGAGUCAGGGUGUGAUUGAAGAGAAAUUGGUCCUUCUGAAAGGCGUUAGCGGCGCAUUCAGGCCAGGUGUUCUCACAGCUUUGAUGGGUGUAAGUGGAGCUGGAAAAACAACUUUGAUGGAUGUGCUGGCUGGAAGGAAGACCGGGGGUUAUAUUGAGGGGACUAUUACAAUCUCAGGCUACCUUAAGAAGCAAGAAACAUUUGCUCGAAUAUCCGGUUACUGUGAACAGAAUGAUAUCCAUUCUCCUCAUGUUACUGUCUAUGAAUCCUUACUUUACUCAGCAUGGCUGCGCUUAUCACCCGAAAUAAAUCAUGAAACAAGAAAGAUGUUCAUUGAGGAAGUCAUGGAGCUUGUAGAGUUGAACUUUCUUAGGGAAUCUUUGGUUGGUUUGCCUGGUGUGAGUGGCCUCUCUACCGAACAACGAAAGAGGUUAACUAUAGCAGUUGAAUUGGUGGCUAAUCCCUCCAUAAUUUUCAUGGAUGAACCUACUUCUGGUUUAGAUGCUAGAGCUGCUGCUAUUGUUAUGAGAACAGUUAGAAACACAGUUGACACAGGAAGGACUGUUGUUUGUACAAUCCAUCAACCAAGCAUUGACAUAUUUGAAUCUUUUGAUGAGCUUUUCCUGUUAAAGCGUGGAGGGCAAGAAAUUUAUGUCGGCCCAUUAGGCCGUCAUUCUUACCAACUCAUCAACUAUUUUGAGUCUGUUAAAGGGGUCAAUAAGAUCGGAGAUGGAUGUAACCCUGCAACUUGGAUGUUGGAAAUCACAACUCCAGCACGAGAAAUGGAUUUAAAUGUUGACUUUGCUGAUAUAUAUAAAAAUUCAGAACUUUAUAGGAAAAAUAAAGAUCUUGUAGCAGAAUUGAGCAAGCCUGAUCCUGGUUCCAAGGAGCUUCACUUUCCUACUCAAUAUGCACAACCAUUUUUCAUCCAAUGUAUGGCUUGUUUGUGGAAACAACAUUGGUCAUAUUGGCGCAAUCCUCCAUAUACAGCAGUGAGAUAUCUGUUCACUACAUUUGUAGCUUUGAUGUUUGGAACCAUGUUCUGGGAUCUUGGAUCCAAAAAGACAAGAAAACAGGAUCUGUUUAAUGCUAUAGGUUCAAUGUACAAUGCUGUUAUCUUCCUUGGAGUCCAGAAUGCUUCUUCUGUUCAGCCAGUGGUUGCCAUAGAAAGAACCGUCUUUUAUAGAGAAAGGGCGGCCGGAAUGUAUUCGGCCUUCCCCUAUGCAUUUGCACAGGUUCUAAUAGAGCUACCAUAUAUUCUUGCACAAGCUGUAACAUAUGGCCUCAUAGUUUAUGCAAUGAUUGGAUUUGAUUGGGUUGCAUCCAAAUUCUUUUGGUAUCUCUUCUUCAUGUACUUCACAUUUCUAUACUUCACCUUCUAUGGCAUGAUGGCUGUGGCCAUAACACCAAACCAACAUGUUGCUUCAAUUGUGGCUAGUGCAUUCUAUGCAAUUUGGAAUCUCUUCUCAGGAUUUGUUGUCCCAAGACCAAACAUUGCUGUGUGGUGGAGAUGGUACUAUUGGGCAUGUCCAGUUUCUUGGAGCUUAUAUGGAUUGGUUGCAUCUCAAUUUGGAGACAUAACAAGUAAAAUUGAGUCAAAUGAGACAGUGGAAGAGUUUCUGAAGAGAUACUUUGGUUAUAGAAAUGAUUUUGUAGGAAUUGCUGCAAUUCUGGUUGUUGCUUUUGCUGUGCUCUUUGCUAUUAUCUUUGCUGUUUCUGUGAAACUCUUCAAUUUCCAAAAGAGAUAG